AUGGCAUUUGCUCCUUUAUUCCCAAUAACAAAAAGAGUAGGAUAUACUGAGUCUGUGACACAAUUUUUGGUAGAGCUUCAACAAAACCCACAACUUUUUCAAGACCUUUGGACAGUGCCUUCAAUAAAUCUAACUCAGGAAGGGAAUAAUCUUGGCCAUGAUAAGGGUUUAGAAAUAUUUA
This is a messenger RNA of Dentiscutata heterogama, 181 nucleotides long. The record is from the annotation of a GenBank genome assembly. Lineage: Eukaryota; Fungi; Glomeromycota; Glomeromycetes; Diversisporales; Gigasporaceae.